Messenger RNA from Quercus lobata, 993 nucleotides. RefSeq names its product rust resistance kinase Lr10. Gene Ontology annotation, biological process: protein phosphorylation. NCBI's taxonomy places the organism in Eukaryota, Viridiplantae, Streptophyta, Magnoliopsida, Fagales, Fagaceae. Gene Ontology annotation, molecular function: protein kinase activity; ATP binding. The record is from RefSeq and is a predicted model, not a curated record.
AUGGAUAAAUUUCUCAAUGAUAUGGAAAAAGAGAAGCCAAUCAAAUUUACCUCUGUGCAGCUCAGGAUUGCAAAAAACAACUUCGCUUAUUUGUUGGGUUCAGGAGGUUUUGGAUCAGUCUAUAAGGGUAUCUUUGGUAAUGGAGACAUAGUGGCAGUGAAGCUUCUAAAUGGGAAUUCUGAUAAGAGAAUUGAGGAUCAGUUCAAGGCAGAAGUGAGUACAAUUGGAAGAGUUCAUCACUUUAAUCUCGUACGUCUAUAUGGUUUCUGUUUUGAGAAGGACCUGAGAGCACUGGUUUAUGAGUACAUGGUAAAUGGCUCGCUUGACAAGUACUUAUUUCAAGAAAACAAGAUCUUAGGAUUUGAAAAGCUUCACGAGAUUGCUGUUGGGACAGCCAGAGGGAUUGCUUAGUUGCAUGAAGAAUGUCAACAGCGAAUAAUCCAUUACGAUAUUAAACCAGGAAAUAUUCUAUUGAAUGCAAACUUCUUCCCUAAGGUAGCUGAUUUCGGUUUGGCCAAGCUAUCUAACAGGGAAAAUACACAUAUCACCAUGACAAGAUCAAGAGGAACACCUGGUUAUGCUGCACCAGAAAUGUGGAUGCCACUCAAUAUGCCAUAUCCUGUUACCCAAAGGUGUGAUGUUUACAGCUUUGGGAUGCACUUAUUUGAAAUCGUAGAGAAGAGAAAGAACCUCGAUGAUAGUCUUCCAGAAAGCCAAGAGUGGUUCCCAAGGUGGGUUUGGAAAAAGUUCGAAUGUGGAGAACUGGGAGAGUUGAGCAUAGUUUGUGGGAUAGAGGAGAAAUAUAGAGAGAAAGCAUAGAAAUUGAUGAAGGUAGCUUCCUGGUGUGUUCAGUAUAGGCCUGAAUCAAGAAAUGCACCUACCCAUCCAACACAAAUUGAUACCACUUUUUAUUCAGAAUAUUCCUCUCAAGUGAGCUUUGAAUGUGAUACUCCCGUGAUGAGGAAAUAUGAGAUUGAAAUAGCCUCUACUUAG